GUGUGAGAGAGAAACACUUUCAGAACGGACAAAUCUUUCAAGAGUAAAUUAUAUAUUUUGAAGCAGCCACAGGAUGACUUUGAAGCUGGGAAUCUGCACGAAGGCGGACCUCGAUGAGGCCAUGAAGCUGCAGAAGCGCGAGCAGUACGAGGAGGAGCGCAAGAAGCGCAUUUUCAAUGCCAAGCAGCGUCUGUACGGGCUGGAUCUCGACACGCUGGAGCGCCAAAUCCUCGAGAAGAACAAGCAGCGGAGCGUGCAGCAGGAAUGCGACAAGCGCUACGAGGAGCAGGAGCAGCUGCAGAAGCGCCUUAUUGCGGCCAAGGAGAAGGAGCUGGACAUGCAGACGCGCGUCGCCAACUCGGACCUCAACUACUACCGCUGCCGCUACCAGCGCAAGGAGCAGCGCCGCGAGUUCGACCUGAACGACCCAAACUAUCUGAAGAAGGCAAAGCCCAUGCGUAUCGCCGACGACGACAUCACACUGGGCGUCUCCAGUGCCCAGAUCUUCUCCGGCGAGGAUCUGUACAACAAUGACCGCAAGGUGCGGCAGCGGGAGCAGCAGCGCGCCUGGCUGGACCAGCAGGUGCUGGAGCGCAAGCAGGCGGAGGAGGCACGUCGCCAGGCGGACAACAUGCUGAUGGAAAACAUCAACUGCCGCGACAAGCAUCUGGAGGAGAUGGCCAAGUCGGAGCAUGUGAUGCGCAACCACAUCAUCCACAAGGUGCGCGAGUUCAACGUCAAUCUGGCCAAGCAGAAGCAGGUGGGCCGCGACCAGGCCAAGCGGGAGAAGUACGAGGACGACAUGGCCGAGAUAUACAACAUGCUGUCCAGCGACAUGCUCACGGAGAACCCAGACGUUGCCCAGUCUCGCACCGAUCCCAACAAGAAGAUCGCCUUCAUGUACCGCGGCAUGACGCCCGAGGAGUUGCUCGCCUUCCGCAAGGGCCAGGAACAGCAGCUGCUGGAUGCGGCCCAGCGCAAGACGGAGGCACAGCUCAUGGACAAGCAGUGGGAGCAGUACGCCAUCAACAUGGACCGCACUCUGAUGCUCAAGCAGAUCGAGGUAGAUCGCCGGCGCAAGGACCAGUUCGAUGAUCUGAUGCGGGCCAAUGCCAAGCUGGCGGUGGAGCAGGACGAGCAGCGCAAGCACUCGCUCGAGCAACUAAACAAUGCCGUCUUUGACGACUUUUACGAUCAGUUUAACAAGAAUUCUCGCUAGUCUAUAGUCACACACACACAGUCACACGUUCCAAGCAGUUCGACACAUUUCUGUGUCCCGACUGCGACUUGGAAGUUGUCCCAGUCCCAGUUGCAGCACUGCAGAGAGUCGGGGAAGGCUUCCUAGUCGCGACCAGGACACCAGUAACCCAUAAAUUUGUACCAGUUUUGUUUUCUCAAUUGGAUCAAGUGUUCGUUGCGACUGU
Molecule: messenger RNA, 1424 nt
Organism: Drosophila subobscura
Lineage: Eukaryota; Metazoa; Arthropoda; Insecta; Diptera; Drosophilidae
Product: RIB43A-like with coiled-coils protein 2
Exons: 2
Coding region: 74-1219 (381 amino acids)
Source: RefSeq, a predicted model, not a curated record